AUGACAUCCUUACAACAACAACAACAACAACAACAACAUCACCAACACCAGUCUUGGUCCCAGCAAUUAUCUGAUGAGAAUGUGGUUCAGGCUGAUCAACAUCAACAUCAAGAUGCAGCAGACCGUCAAGAUGCAGACGACAUCCAUCAACCAGAUAACAACUCAGGCACUAAUUCGACCCCGCCUGUUCGUAAAAGAACAAGAGCUACUGCUGACCAAUUAUCCGUUUUGGAAGACACAUUUGCAGUAAAUGUCAGUCCAAACUCUAAAUUGAGAAAGCAAUUAGCCGAGCAACUUCAAAUGAGUGAAAGAUCCAUCCAAAUCUGGUUUCAAAACAGAAGAGCAAAAGUAAAGCAUAUGCAAAAGAGAGCUCAAAUGCAAAUGCAUCAAGCCUCUAUUCGUGCUCAAUUGUAUCAGUAUCAUCAGCAACAACAACAGCAGUAUGGCCAACCAUUACUGCCAAUGCAGCCCAACUCAUCCGCUGCUGCUGCUGCUGCUGCUGCCGCUGCUGCUGCUGGUGUCUAUCAACAUCCCUACUAUUACUCCAAUGCUGCUACUCGUUUAGCGAUCCCUACCAGAGCUCAAAGUGUAGAUGCUGUCCAAUACAGUAAUGCUAGAGUGUUGAAUUUACAUCAGCAAGCGCAACCACAGCCUCAAGACAUGCUGUUUACACCUGCUUCUUCUGUCCCUCCCCCUCCCUCUACCACUACAGGCACUCAAUACAGCGCCACUCCUCCUCCAAUGUCAUAUCCUCAAUACUACGGUCAUCAUCAACCUGGUUCCGCUGCUUCCUCUUCCUCCUCCUGGCCUGCUCAUCUCCAAGAUGACUUGCCACUCACCAGACAAAGCAUGCCUCCCCAAGUCUAUCCUUACGACUUUAAUUCUUCCUCGGUAGAGCCCUCUUCUAUUGGUAUAGAAUUCCCUGAAUAUUUGCACGGCCAAGUGUCUCCCUCUCCCAGUCCUCUUCACCAACAGCAAAAGUUGAACGCAACCAUUCCUACCUUGGUUUCUGUCCCUGAUGCUGGUCCCACCGCUAUCUUGGCUACUAGUUUGACUCAAUCUACUACUGCUUCCAACCACAAUAGUCCAACUCCUGCUGCUACUCUCUCCACAUCACCUGAAGCUACAACGAACCUAGGCUUAUCUACUGUUGAUCCCUCUAAUCUGAUGAUGCCUUCUGCUGGCUCAAUAGAUGAGAGUAAUGAAAAGAAGGAGUCAUCAGCAACACCUGAUAAUUCCAGUGUUAAAGAUGAAUCCUCGCAACAACAGCAGCAAUCUGUGGAAGCAGGGCAGCAACAGCAAAAGCAACAAGAAGAAGACGAAGAGCCCAAAGAUUUAUACCUCAGUGCCACUACAUUAACUAUUGGUACAUGGCAUCGUCUCAAGAUGCAUGAAACAGAUCUCGUCUGUGUAUAUCGACCUGAUACCAGAAUAUUUGCUUGGCAUAUCGUCGAUGGCGGCUGCCAUUUCAAGAUGGAAGUAGCUCAAAAUGCAGUUUCCAGCAUAGAAUUUGUGCUGGACGAAAACGAAGCCUUGGUUGAUGUUCAUUUCGAUAUCAGUGAACCACCUUUAUUCUACAUGGAAUCCACUACUACCACCACUACAACUAUACCAUUAGAUGAACCAUCCACCAAAAAGAAGACCAACAGCAAAAAGAAUGAGAAAGACGAUACUGCCACAGCCGAGGAAACCGAGCAAGAAAAGAUAAUUGAGAUUCCCUCUCCUAUGUGGGUUCAGUGUUCUGACUUUACAGAAGGGAAACAAGCAUCUAGAUUCUUUAGACAUACAUUGAAAGGAGUUGCUCACCACAUGAAACAAGAACUUUUAGCGUUAAUUCACAAUCACGAAGAAACUAGACGUCUUGUCCAUUUCAUUGAGCCCCAACAAUACAACUUGAUGUAUCAGCCUAUCGUCGAAUCACAAUCUUCUCAUCCUCAUCAACACCCUCAUCAUCACGCACAUCAACACCCUCAUCAUAUUCAACAUCAACCACAUCAGCAUCAUCACAUUCAACAACAUUCGCCCACCAACGAAGAUCAUUUAUUAAUGCAAGCUGCUGCUGCUGGCUUCAUGAAUCCCAACAUGUAUUGGCCCAGUCAACCCGUCAGCGAGCCCAUUGCUUGUGAAUUGUACAUGAAUUAA
Mucor velutinosus is the source of this 2142-nucleotide messenger RNA. Its product is annotated as beta-adaptin. The transcript has 2 exons. Gene Ontology annotation, biological process: regulation of transcription by RNA polymerase II; cell differentiation. The coding region runs from base 1 to 2142 and encodes 713 amino acids. Lineage: Eukaryota; Fungi; Mucoromycota; Mucoromycetes; Mucorales; Mucoraceae. The record is from RefSeq and is a predicted model, not a curated record. Gene Ontology annotation, molecular function: DNA-binding transcription factor activity, RNA polymerase II-specific; RNA polymerase II cis-regulatory region sequence-specific DNA binding.